Messenger RNA from Helicoverpa armigera (cotton bollworm), 1018 nucleotides. Its product is annotated as lys-63-specific deubiquitinase BRCC36. Lineage: Eukaryota; Metazoa; Arthropoda; Insecta; Lepidoptera; Noctuidae. Gene Ontology annotation, molecular function: cysteine-type deubiquitinase activity; metallopeptidase activity; polyubiquitin modification-dependent protein binding. The transcript is spliced from 6 exons. The record is from RefSeq and is a predicted model, not a curated record. Gene Ontology annotation, biological process: protein K63-linked deubiquitination; double-strand break repair. Bases 173 to 967 code for a protein of 264 amino acids. Gene Ontology annotation, cellular component: BRISC complex; BRCA1-A complex.
UUCUUCAAAUGACAAUGUCAUUUAUUAUUGUGUUAUUGUUAGAAGUGAAAAGUUAGUUUAUUUCUUUAACACUUUUUGUAUUGUUUUAGAUAAAAGUCUUAAUCACAAUUCCAACUAAGUUCUAUAGUCAUCUGCCCUGUUAGCUAGCUAGCUUUAGAGAAUUAUCAUUACCAUGUUAAAUAAAGUCCUUCUUUCUUCGGACGUUGCAUUGGUCUGUGUUCAACAUGCACUUUCUACUGAAAAAGAAGAGAUAAUGGGCCUUCUUAUUGGAGAGGUUCAUAGUAAUGGUUCUUUGGUCUCAAUAGUUUCUUCUGUAAUAUUACGUCGUUUGGAUAAGAAACCUGACCGUGUUGAGAUAUCUGAAGAGCAACUGGUCCAAGCAACAUUGAGAGCAGAAGAAUUAGCCACUGAAGUAAAUAGACCACUUAGAGUUGUUGGGUGGUACCAUUCCCAUCCUCAUAUUACUGUAUGGCCUUCACAUGUCGAUCUUGCUACUCAAUCUAUGUAUCAGAGAAUGGACUCAAGCUUUGUUGGAAUCAUCUUUGCAGUUUUUCUUACGGACCAAACAACUAAGGCCCCAUCGAUUCAAAUAACUUGUUUUCAAUCUAUAAAUGAUGGUUCAAGUCAGAGCAGAAAAGAAAUUGAAAUGGAAAUAAUCAAUAGUAAUGACUCUUUAUUGUUAAACAAUUUUGAGACUUUAACUCAAUUACCUGCCAUAUUAAAAGAGGAAGAAGAUGAAUCAUACAAUAAUGAAGCUGGACCCAAUGAAAACGAUGAUAUAAUAAACAAACAACAUAAUGCAGCAGUUAGAACUAUUGCAAUUGGGCACAUAGUGGACAAGAUGUCCAGGCCUAUGCUAGAAGGUCUUGUAGCAAGAAACACACUCAAUACAGUACGUUUGAAGGCUUUAAAAAGACAACAUCAAGAAAUGAUGUCUAAGUUAGAAAAUAUGUCCUGUAAUGUUUGAAUUAUAAUUAAGAUUUCAACAUAAACUUAAAUAAAUAACUGCUUAUGAAAA